AUGCCAGGUCUUACGACGCUCCCACCAUUCCCGGACAAUGUCCCCACACAUCCUCUUCUUGUGGUCGACUUUGCUCUCCUCCAAGCUGGAGACGAGGACGAGAUUGCAAAGCUAUGGAAGGCGGCCACCGAGCUGGGAUUCUGGUACCUGAAGAAUCACGGCGCUGAUCUGGAGGUCCAAGAGAUGUUCAACAUGGGUGCUGAGACUAUGGCCCUUCCUCUAGAAGAGAAGUUACGCUUCGAACAGGGAGAUGAGGGCAUGUCAUUCGGGUACAAAGCUGCGGGAGCGAACGCCACAGACGAGACUGGCGCGCCAGACACCGUUGAAUUCAUCAAUGUUGCGAAAGAUGAUGCUUUAUCUUGGCCUAGAACAGUUCAUCGCACCUAUCCGUCGACCGUCAAUGCUCGAAUGGAGAACACCAUUGCUCCGUUUGUUCGCAAGGCACUUCAAGUCAAUACUACACUGAUUGAGAUUUUUAAUGCGAAACUGGGAUUGCCUGAAGGCGCGCUCGCUCGAAGGCACAGACUCGAAGUACCCAGCGGCAGUGAGACCAGAUGCAUCAAGAGUCCUCCAAGAUCGGAAGGCUUCUCAGAGAAAACAGCUAUCGGAGCGCAUACCGACUUUGGUUCCCUGUCAUUCCUCCACAAUCGUCUUGGAGGAUUACAAGUCAUGGUCCCCGGAACUGAGACAUGGCAAUACAUCAAGCCUAUGCCCGGCUGUGCCAUCUGUAAUCUUGGAGACGCCAUGACCAUCUUCAGUGGUGGCAUUCUGAGAUCUAAUCUUCACCGUGUUGUGCCGCCUCCUGGUGACCAAGGACAACAUGAAAGAUGGUCCCUCGUGUUCUUUACUAGGCCCGAAAAUGAUGUCAUAUUGGAAGCCCUCACAAACGAGAGCCCUAUCGUCGCCGAGGCGUUCCUGCGGGCACCAGAUUCCAGUGUCUUCACCACGGGUCAGACAGCCAAGGAGUGGUUUUCAAGGAGAGUGAAGCUUCAACGUUCGAAGAAUAGGAAGGGUCCGGAGACCUGGCGGGCAAGCCGUGGGACAGAGCAUCGGCCACACGUCGCUUAG
This is a messenger RNA of Fibroporia radiculosa, 1068 nucleotides long. RefSeq lists its product as uncharacterized. The record is from RefSeq and is a predicted model, not a curated record. Lineage: Eukaryota; Fungi; Basidiomycota; Agaricomycetes; Polyporales; Fibroporiaceae. The coding region runs from base 1 to 1068 and encodes 355 amino acids. The transcript is spliced from 7 exons. Gene Ontology annotation, molecular function: dioxygenase activity.